This is a messenger RNA of Callorhinus ursinus (northern fur seal), 1670 nucleotides long. The record is from RefSeq and is a predicted model, not a curated record. NCBI's taxonomy places the organism in Eukaryota, Metazoa, Chordata, Mammalia, Carnivora, Otariidae.
CUCGCAAGGCCCGGGCUGCCCUCGGCGCUGCCGCUCCCGAAGGCCUCUGGAGUCAGGCGUUCGCUGUCGACAGCCCUGCACGGCGCGGUGCGGGGGCUUGGCCGCGGCUCGGCGCAGGCGCAGUCAGCGCGGGUUCUUCCGCGGGCUCAGGCGCGUUGAGGGCGAGCGGCGGCGGCCAUGGACGACGAGGAGGAGACGUACCGGCUGUGGAAGAUCCGCAAGACUAUCAUGCAGCUGUGCCAUGACCGUGGCUACCUGGUGACCCAGGAUGAGCUGGACCAGACACUGGAAGAGUUCAAGGCCCAGUUUGGCGACAAGCCGAGUGAGGGGCGGCCACGGCGCACAGACCUCACGGUGCUGGUAGCCCACAAUGACGACCCCACUGACCAGAUGUUCGUCUUCUUCCCAGAGGAGCCUAAAGUGGGAAUCAAGACCAUCAAGGUGUAUUGCCAGCGGAUGCAGGAGGAGAACAUCACCCGGGCCCUCAUCGUGGUGCAGCAGGGCAUGACCCCCUCCGCCAAGCAGUCCCUGGUAGACAUGGCCCCCAAGUACAUCCUGGAGCAGUUUCUGCAGCAGGAGCUGCUCAUCAACAUCACAGAGCACGAGUGGGGGCUCUCGCACCCCUGGAGACUCAGCUGCUUCUCUUGGCAGCUGGUCCCAGAGCACGUCGUGAUGACCAAGGAGGAGGUGACCGAGCUCCUGGCCCGGUAUAAACUCCGAGAGAACCAGCUGCCCAGGAUCCAGGCCGGAGACCCGGUGGCCCGCUACUUCGGGAUAAAGCGAGGGCAGGUGGUAAAGAUCAUCCGGCCAAGUGAGACCGCAGGGAGGUACAUCACCUACCGGCUGGUGCAGUAGCGCCCGGCUCCCAGCCCUCUGUGUCACCUCCUGGAGGUCCUCGGAGGCGGCCCCACCUCCUGCUCGGCUGGUCUCACCUCACACAGCAGACGUAACACGUGGUCGUCCGUCCUUCUCUCUCCCAUGCUGCGGCCUGGAUGAGGCUGUGGCCACCGCCCCCCAGGAGCCUCACCACUGCUGCUCUGGACCCCGGGGCGACCUCACCUGGAUGCUGAGCCCCACCCUGGACCCUGCGUGAGUGUGUGCCUCCGGAGGGGACAGGAGACAGGACGCCUCAGGGAGGCCUGCAGCAGCUGGUGACCCACGGCAGCCCUGGCUCAAGUCUCUGGCCAGCCCCCACCACUGUGCUGUCACUGGGCCACCCGAGCACACCCGGGGCAGCAGGGAGCAAGCUGCUAUUUGACGCUGGGUGUUUUUAAAAAUUAAAAGUAUUUGUGUAAAUAAAGUGGCGUAUCUGGAGAAGCAAAGCAGAAUGACAGGUCUGCAGCGAGUGGCCUUGCUCGAGGCUCUGGACGCUGGGUCUGCUCCCCUCCCCCCAGGGUGGCCACGUCCAGGCACGUCCCUGUCCAGAGUCUGUGGUGGGGGUGGGCAGUGUGGGGCACGGCAGUGCUGCUGGGCUCGCUCUUGGCUCUAUUCCUGGUGUUUUUCUUGCGUCAAAGUUUGUGGUCAGGUUAUCCAGUUUCCCCAUAGUGUCUAGUUUCAGAAGGCCUUCCUGGUUUGGGUUAAAAGGUUUGCUUUUCUUUUUGUUUUAAUAGCGGCUUUAUUGGGACCUCGUUCACAUGCCACAGCGUAUGCAUUUGCAGCACACCGCUCGG